Molecule: messenger RNA, 12956 nt
Organism: Oncorhynchus tshawytscha (Chinook salmon)
Lineage: Eukaryota; Metazoa; Chordata; Actinopteri; Salmoniformes; Salmonidae
Product: teneurin-3-like
Exons: 31
Coding region: 749-8950 (2733 amino acids)
Biological process (GO): signal transduction; neuron development; heterophilic cell-cell adhesion
Cellular component (GO): neuron projection; membrane
Molecular function (GO): protein homodimerization activity; protein heterodimerization activity; cell adhesion molecule binding
Source: RefSeq, a predicted model, not a curated record
AGUGAUGGUACUGUUUAAUACUUACCAUUGGUUUCUCCUAUUACUCAAACGCUUCAUGAACUUUUUCAUGAGCGGUGGCAUGUGACACAUUUGGGAAGAUUUACAAGGAUAUCAGGAGCAACCCGCAAAGAAGAGUGAUGCGCACAGUCCAGUGGAAGCAGAGGGAUGCGCUGCGCAUUUCUCCUGCUAACAAGUGCAUACAGGACAAAACAACCGUAAUUGGAGAGUGUUGUCCUCACUUACUAAAAAGCCUCACGAUUAAGAAAACGUCCUCUGCAUCACGAGCAAGAAGAGUCAGAAUUGCUGCAUGCAAGGGAAUAGAUACUCCUGAACGGACGAAGAUGAUUGGAAGAAACAUUAGCAGUAGCACAUGAGUUUGUGACACGUCUUUUCCUCCUGAAACCUUGACAUGCAGCACAGCACACCUUCACACUGCAUGAUAGCGUUGUCUCGUGUUAUGCUAAGGAAAUUGCAACAACGAAGAGUGCUUGGCACACGUUUUUUUAAGGAUAUUGAGGGUGUGAUUGCAGGAAAUUUCACUCACCACUAUCACCGACGGACAACGCGGUUCGCAAGUUUGUAUGUCUGUUGUGGAAGUUCUUCAGCAGCUCCGGACAACGGGAUUGUUCAAUUAGUUGCAUCAGGUCGACAGAAAUACAGAGGGAGAGACUUACCAACAGCGUAAAGCGGAAUAUCCCAAAGCGAUCAUCUCAGGAGAGAACGGGGGAGGACACAGAAUGCAGGCAGCAUGGAACAGGUGAAGGAGCAGCGGCCCUUCUGCUCGCUCUCCAAGAGCCAGAGAGACCGGGAGAGAAACCACGAAAGGGAGCGGGAUCUGGAGCUGCGUUACACCGCAUCAUCGACAGACAGAGAAGGGGCUUGCCGGGUGCCUACACAGAAGUCCUACAGCUCUAGCGAGACGCUGCAGGCCUACGACCAUGACCCCGCCCGGCUGCUAUUCUCAGGCCGAGUCAAGGAGAAGGCCUAUCAGGAGACCAGUGACUACGGCAGGCCUGGACAGGGCUUCUCGCUGAGGCAACUUGGGAUAUGUGAGCCUUCCACACGCAGAGGCCUGGCCCUCUGCCCUGAAACGGGCCUCUCACACCCCCUUGGUCGCUACUCCAAAAGAACUGUCCCCACAGAAAAUCAUGAGCCCACAUCCCCGGAACGUACCAUGGCUCUCUGGGGAAGGGGUGCCAAGUCAGGCCAAAGCUCGUGCCUGUCUAGUCGCUCCAACUCAGCCCUUACCAUCACAGACACGGAAAUUGACAAUAAGUCGGACAACGAAAUCGGAGACCAACUGUCCAGUCAACAAGGCCAGCCUCCUCUACCACCAGCUCCGCCCACUCACCACAAACAGCACCCGUCGAUUACAUCGUUGAGCCGCGGCUCGCUGGCCAAUCAACGGAGCCUGAGCCCGCCUCCCUCGGCUGGCCUGGUGGCUGAGUUGCAGAGCACAGCUGAAUGUGUCCAGCUACAGGACAGCUGGGUCCUGGACAGCAAUGUGGCCCUGGAGAGCAGACACUUCCUCUUUAAAACGGGCACAGAAACAACCCCUUUCUUUAGCACAGCAACCCCAGGUUACACCAUGGCAACAGGGGCAGCGUACUCCACACCGGCACGUCCCCUACCCAGAAACACCCUCUCUGGAGGGGCUUUCAAGUUUAAAAAAUCCCCCAAGCACUGUUCCUGGAGGUGCACCGCCCUGAGUGCAGUGGGCGUGGCUGUCCUGCUGUCAAUCAUCCUCUGCUAUUGUAUAGCAAUGCACUUUUUCGGCCUCAACUGGCAACUUCAAGAAACAGAAAACCAACCCGCAUUUGAGAACGGAGAGGUGAAGGCUUUGCCCACUCAACCGAGCAUACUGACAGUACUCUCAGAUGACUAUGGCAGGAAUGGUGCGGCCCAUCAGGAAAACAGCUCCGUUGACACCGGGCAAGUGGAGGUGGGCAGGAGGGUCGGUCAGGGAAUACCGCCAGGAGUGUUCUGGCGCUCUCGGCUGGCUAUGGAACAGCCGCGCUUCCUCAAGUUCAACAUCUCUGUUCAGAAGAACGCACUGGUUGGGGUCUAUGGGAGGAAGGGUAUCCCACCAUCUCACACACAGUAUGACUUUGUGGAGCUGCUGGAUGGCAGCAGACUCAUUGCCAAAGAGAUGCGGGAUUCCACGGAGCCGGAAGCCAGGGGCCAGAUGGAGCACCAGAUCAGCCUUCACCAAGCUGGCUUCAUCCAGUACCUGGACUCUGGGGUGUGGCAUCUGGCCUUCUACAAUGAUGGGAAGAGCCCGGAGACAGUAUCAUACAACACCAUCAUCCUAGAGUCAGUUAUGGAGUGCUCACACAACUGUUAUGGAAACGGUGAAUGUGUGUCGGGCUCAUGUCACUGUUUCCCAAGGUUCAGUGGACCAUACUGCUCAAGAGCUGCCUGUCCCAUCCUAUGCAGUGGCAACGGCCAGUACACAAGGGGGCGCUGUCAAUGCUACAGUGGAUGGAAGGGCACAGAGUGUGAUGUGCCUGCUACUCAGUGUGUGGACCCCCAAUGUGGCGGUCAUGGGAUCUGUGUGAUGGGUAACUGUGUGUGCAAUGCCGGCCACAAGGGAAGCCACUGUCACCAAGUGGACUGUCUGGACCCGACCUGCUCGGGCCACGGAGCCUGCCACCACGGUGAAUGCCACUGUAACCCGGGCUGGGGCGGAAUGGACUGUGCGAUCCUGAGAAGCACGUGUCCUGAACAGUGCUCCAGCCACGGAACUUUCCACACCGAGACGGGAACCUGCAUCUGUGAGGCUAACUGGACAGGCUCCGACUGCUCUGUAGAGAUGUGCACGGUGGAUUGCGGCCCCCACGGAGCAUGUGUCAGUGGGACGUGUCACUGUGAGGAAGGAUCGGCAGGCUCAGAGUGCGACCAGAGGGACUGUCACCCACGCUGUACAGAUCAUGGCGUCUGCCGAGAAGGCAAAUGUGACUGUCACCAGGGCUGGACAGGAGAGCACUGCACUAUUGCUCUGGAUUCAAGAGUAUCAGGAGCGGUCAAGAUAGGAUAUAAAGAUGGGUGCCCUGGGCUGUGCAACAGCAAUGGGAGGUGCAUUCUGGACCAAGCCGGGUGGCGCUGCAUCUGCCAAUCAGGAUGGAGAGGGCUAGGAUGUGAUGUUGCCACGGAGACCUUCUGCUCAGAUGGAAAGGACAACGAGAGGGAUGGACUAGUGGACUGUAUGGACCCAGACUGCUGUUCGCAGAGCUCCUGCCAGGGCCAGCCCUACUGCCGCGGAUCCCCAGAUCCCACAAGCAUCGUGAGCCAAGGUCAAGGCUCCUCCUCCACUCAGUCGGCCCCCAGGGGCUUCUACGAGCGCAUCAGCUUCCUGGUUGGGCAUGGCGGUAGUCACGUGAUACCUGGGGACAACCCUUUCAACAGCAGCCUGGCGUCAAUUAUCCGGGGUCAAGUACUGACGGGAGACGGGACGCCCCUCAUCGGCGUCAACGUGUCCUUCCGGGACUACCCUGAGUAUGGCUACACCGUGACACGCCAGGACGGGAUGUUUGACUUGUUGGCCAAUGGUGGUGCCUCGCUGACCCUGAGUUUGAAACGUGAUCCUUUUCCCACACUGCACCGCACUGUUUGGUUGCCCUGGAAGGUGUUCCAUGUGAUGGACACGGUGAUGAUGAAGAGGGAGAACAACAACAUCCCCAGCUGUCACCUCAUUGGACUGCUCAGGCCCAGCCCCCUCAUCCUGGCCUCCCCCCUGUCCACCUUCUACAGGAGUUCUCCUAAGGACAGCCCCAUCAUCCCUGAGACCCAGGUCCUCCAUGAGGAUGUGGCCAUACCCGGAAGUGACCUCAAUCUGGUUUACCUGAGCUCCCGCACAUCCGGCUACAAGCCCAUCCUCAAAGUCCUCAUGACCCAAGAACGACUCCCGUUCGGACUAAUGAAGGUCCAUCUGAAGGUUGCUGUCAUGGGCAGAUUGUUCCAGAAAUCGUUACCUGCCUUUCCAGACCUUUCGUACACAUUCGUCUGGGACAAGACGGACGCCUACAACCAGAAGGUCUACGGCUUGUCAGAGGCGAUAGUGUCUGUGGGAUAUGAGUAUGAAUCUUGCCUGGAUGUGAUCCUCUGGGAGAAGAGGACAGCCAUUUUACAAGGUUAUGAACUGGAUGCCUCUAACAUGGGGGGAUGGAUGUUGGACAAGCACCAUGUAUUGGACAUUCAAAAUGGUAUCCUCUACAAAGGCAGCGGUGAGAACCAAUUCAUCUCGCUGCAGCCGCCCGUCAUCUCUACAGUGAUGGGGAACGGUCGGCGCCGUAGCAUCUCGUGCCCCAGCUGCAACGGCCAGGCCCUGGGCAACAAGCUAUUGGCGCCCCUGGCUCUGGCGUGGGGCAUCGACGGCAGCCUCUACGUGGGCGAUUUCAACUACAUCCGACGCGUCUACCCGUCGGGCAAUGUCACCAGCGUCAUGGAGCUCAGAAAUAAAGAUUUUAGACACAGUAACAACCCUGCUCACCGCUAUUACUUGGCCACUGACCCGGUGACUGGGCAGCUGUAUGUGUCAGACACCUACUCACGGAGGAUCUACCGGCCCAAGGUCCUGACGGGGAUCAAGGAACUUCAGAGUAACGCAGAGGUGGUGGCAGGGACCGGGGAGCACUGUCUGCCAUUUGACGAGACCCACUGUGGGGAUGGAGCCAAGGCCACGGAUGCCCUGCUCACUGGGCCAAAAGGUAUCGCUGUGGACAAGAAUGGACUGAUAUACUUUGUGGACGGCACCACAAUCCGGAGAGUUGACCAACACGGCAUCAUAUCCACCCUCCUGGGCUCCAACGACCUCACGUCGGCACGCCCCCUUACCUGUGACAUCAGCAUGGAAAUCAAUCAGGUGCUCCUGGAGUGGCCCACCGACCUAGCAGUCAGCCCCAUGGAUAACUCCCUGUACAUCCUGGACAACAAUGUAAUCCUACGAAUCACUGAGAACGGCCAGGUCAGCAUUGCAGCGGGCCGGCCCAUCCACUGCCCGUUGGCCGGGAUGGACCGCGGGGCGGCCGGAGGUCAAAGGGCAGCGCUGACGCCCCUGGAGUCCGCCGUUGCAAUCGCCGUGUCCUACUACGGUGCCAUCUUCGUCGCCGAAACCGACGAACGGAAGCUUAGUCGAAUCCGAAUGAUAUCCAUCGACGGUGAAAUAACCCAUCUGGCAGGGUCGCCCUCUGACUGUGAUUGUAAGAACGACGUCAACUGCGACUGCUACCAGACCGGCGAGGGCUACGCUAAAGACGCUCGUCUCAACGUCCCAUCCUCUCUGGUUGUGGCGCCUGAUGGCACCCUGUACGUGGCAGACCUGGGCAACAUCCGCAUACGGGCUGUCGGUAGGAACGGGCCAGUGUUGACCUCUAACACCAACAACUUUGAGGUGGCGUCGCCUGAUGCCCAGGAAGUGUAUGUCUUUGACGCCAAUGGUACCCACCAACACACCACCAGCCUCCUGACGGGUGACUUUAAGUACACCUUCAGCUACAGCAUCGAGAACGACGUUACAGCUGUGACCGAUAGCAACGGGAACACCCUGAGGAUCCGCCGAGACCCCAACCGCAUGCCCGUGCGCAUAGUCGCCCCGGACAACCAGGUCAUCUGGCUGAUCAUGGGAACCAACGGUGGGCUAAAGACCUUGACUGCUCAGGGCCAGGAACUGGUGCUACUCACCUACCAUGGUAACACUGGCCUACUGGCUACCAAGACCUCUGAAAUUGGCUGGACCACAUUCUACGAGUAUGACAGCGAAGGCAGGAUAAUGAACGUGACAUUCCCCACGGGAACAGUGAAAACCCUGUACACCGAAAUCUACAAGGCCUUGACUGUGGACAUUGAGAGCUCCUUGACUGAAGAGGAAAUGAGUAUUACCACCAAUACCUCCACCAUCCGUGCCUUCUAUACACUGGCUCAGGAUCAAUGUAGAAGCAGUUAUCAGGUGGGCUAUGAUAACUCUCUGAGGAUCACCUAUGCCAACGGAAUGGACACCCACUACCAGACUGAGCCCCACAUCCUGGCGGGCACUGCCAACCCCACAGUGGCACGGCGCAACAUGAGUUUGCCAGGGGAGAGUGGGCAGAAUCUGGUUGAGUGGCGCUUCCGCAAGGAGCAGGCCAGGGGCAAAGUCAUCGUUUUUGGGCGUAAGCUAAGGGUGAACGGCCGGAACAUUCUGUCGGUUGAUUACGACCGUACGCUGAGGACGGAGAAGAUAUAUGACGACCACAGGAAGUUCCUGCUGAAGAUUAUCUAUGACGCCACUGGCCACCCUGUGCUGUGGGUGCCCAGCAGUAAGAUGCUGCCCGUGAACGUCAGCCUGAGCAGCAAUGGGCAGAUCAAUGCCCUCCAGAGGGGGCCGACCACGGAGCGGUUGGAGUAUGACAGUCAGGGACGCCUCGUGUCCAGAGUGUUUGCUGACGGGAAGAGGUGGAGUUACACCUAUCUGGACAAGUCGAUGGUGCUCCUGCUCCACAGCCAGCGUCAGUACAUCUUCGACUUUGACUCUCAGGAUCGACUAUCUGCAGUCACCAUGCCCAGUGUGGCACGCUACACCAUGCAGACGGUCCGCUCGGUGGGCUACUACCGCAACCUCUUUCACCCACCCGACAGCAAUGCCUCUGUCGCUGUGGACUACAGCGAGGACGGCCUCCUCCAGCGAGUGGCGCACUUAGGCACGGGACGCCAGGUCCUCUACAAGUAUCGGCGACAGAACAAGCUAGCCGAAGUCCUGUAUGACAUCACGCGGGUCAGCUUCACCUAUGACGAGAUGGCGGGCGUGCUAAAGACGGUCAACCUGCAGAACGAGGGCUUUAUAUGUUCGAUCCGCUAUCGUCAAUUGGGCCCCUUGGUGGACCGGCAGAUCUUCCGCUUCAGCGAGGACGGCAUGGUCAACGCCCGCUUCGACUACACCUAUGACAGCAGCCUGCGCAUUACCAGCGUGCAGGGUGUCAUCAAUGAGACCCCACUGCCCAUCGACCUCUACCAGUUCGACGACAUAUCCGGCAAAGUCGAGCAGUUCGGCAAGUUUGGCGUCAUCUACUAUGACAUCAACCAGAUCAUUUCCACGGCUGUUAUGACCUACACCAAGCACUUUGACACCCACGGCCGGAUCAAGGAGAUUCAGUACGAGAUCUUCCGAUCCCUCAUGUACUGGAUCACUUUCCAGUACGACGACGCGGGGCGAUGUACCAAGAGGGAGAUCAAGAUCGGACCGUUUGCCAACACCACUAAGUACGGCUACGAGUAUGAUGUGGAUGGCCAGCUCCAGACAGUCUACCUCAAUGACAAGGUCAUGUGGCGCUACACCUACGACCUGAAUGGCAACCUCCACCUACUGAACCCAGGUAACGGUGCCCGCCUGCUCCCCCUGCGCUACGACCUCCGCGACCGCAUCACCCGCCUGGGAGACGUACAGUACCGCAUGGACGAGGAUGGCUUCCUCCGCCAGCGAGGUUCUGAGAUCUUUGAGUACAACUCCAAAGGCCUCCUGGCGCGCGUCUAUAGCAAGAGCAACAGCUGGAUCAUCCAGUACCGCUACGACGGCCUGGGCCGAAGGGUGUCCACCAAGGCCAGCCUGGGGCAGCACCUGCAAUACUUCUACGCAGACCUGAGCUACCCCAGCAGAAUCACCCACGUCUACAAUCACUCCAGCUCUGAGAUCACCUCAAUGUACUAUGACCUGCAGGGCCACCUGUUUGCCCAGGAGAUCAGCAGCGGAGAGGAGUACUACAUCGCCUGUGACAACACCGGAACCCCUCUUGCCGUAUUCACCAGCAACGGCCUCCUGAUUAAGCAGGUCCAGUACACGGCGUACGGGGAGAUCUACUUUGACUCCAACCCGGACUUUCAACUGGUGCUGGGGUUCCACGGGGGACUCUAUGAUCCGCUGACCAAAUUGUUGCAUUUUGGUGAGAGGGACUAUGACAUUAUGCCCGGCAGGUGGACUGUGCCUGACAUCAGCACGUGGAAACGAGUGGGGAAAGAGCCAGGUCCUUUUAAUCUCUAUAUGUUCAGAAACAACAACCCCAUCAGCAAAGUACAUGAAGUGAGAGAAUAUGUGGCAGAUGUGAAUAGCUGGCUAGUGACCUUUGGGUUCCAUCUACACAACACCAUUCCUGGCUUCCCAGUCCCAAAGUUUGACCUGACCCACCCCUCCUAUGAACUGAAGAAGAGCCAGCUUUGGGACGAUCUACCGUCCAUCUCUGGGGUCCAGCAGGAAGUUACCAGACAAGCGCAUGCCCUUCUGUCAUUUGAGCGGCUGCCGGAGGUCCAUGCGGGCCGAGGACGUCGAGGUGAGAAGCCCUGGUUCUGGUUUUCAGCCGCCCAGUCCCCUAUCGGGAGGGCUGUCAUGUUCGCCAUCUACAAGGGCACUGCCCACACUCACACGCUCAAUGUGGCCAACGAGGACUGCAUCAAGGUUGCCACAGUCCUCAACAAUGCCUUCUACCUGGAAAACCUGCACUUCACCGUGGAAGGCCGUGACACUCACUACUUCGUCAAGCCGGGCCUGCCUGACGGUGAUCUUGCUGCUCUGCGCCUCACCAGCGGCCAUAAGACCCUGGAGAAUGGCGUCAACAUCAGCGUGUCCCAGUCCACCACGGUCAUGGACAGCCGGACGCGUCGCUUCGCAGACGUGGAGUUGGGUUGUGGGCCACUAGCGCUGCACGUGCGCUAUGGCUCCACGGUGGAUGAGGAAAAGGCCCGCGUGCUUGAGUUGGCCCGCCAGAGGGCGUUAGUGAGUGCGUGGGCCAACGAACAGCAGAGGGUGAGUGACGGCGAGGAGGGCGUCCGCCCAUGGACGGAGGGAGAGAAGAGGCAGCUUCUGAGCAGUGGGAAAGUGCAGGGGUACGACGGGUAUUACGUACUUUCCAUCGAGCUAUACCCGGAGUUAGCGGACAGUGCGAAAAACAUUCAGCUCCUACGGCAAAGUGAAAUAGGGAAAAGGUAACAAACUGCUGUGCACUCGCUGCCAAAAAGACGUUGAACGGCCUGCUUCAAUAGAGGAGUGGUGAUGGUAGGAACGAAAGCAACAAUAGUGGCAUGGCCAAAGAGUACUAUGGCUAUGUCCUAGUAAGUGUGUGUUUUUGAAAAAUCAUAUGGGAUCGAAAGCAAUGCUGUGCAAUGCUGUUUAACAGGGGACUACUACAGAGUAAAUGUACAACUACGCCAAGCCUUAUAUGGGCAGUGACAAAAUGUACCUCUGUAGCACAAUCUCUGAUUGGACUAUGAGCUCUCAACCAGGAGCCAGGAGAAAUAGAGGUGUUUUGGGCAAAAGUUAAAUAUUAUUAUUAUUAUUUUAAUUUUUUGUUUUUUCAAAAUGUUGUCUGCUUAAAAUUUUAAAAAAGUAUUUAAAGGUGAAAUUAAAUGUUUACAUACAGUGCACAUAUCUGGAAAUGUUUUACUCUUAAUUAGGUCCAUUACCAGAUGUUUGUCUUAAAGUAACUGUCCAGUACAAAUCUCACUUUUAAAAUGCAUAUUCUGUUAACUCAUACCCAAAUAAUGUUCUUGACUCGUCCUAUAUUAGUAUUUGUGGCAAAAGCAUAAAUUAGAGAAAAAACACUUAAAAACCCUACCUCAAACUUGUAUCUCAAACAGAGCGUUUAAAAAUGCUUACUAUUUCCUCAUAGAGUAUGGUGUCUGCGGUCUAGAGGAGAAUGAGCUACUCGCAUGAAUGUUUUUAAUGACUUGUAUAUGCCCAUACCAUUUUGUUGCAGUAUGCCCACACCAUUCCAACACAGAAAAACUGCUUUUUAACAUAUUGUAUGUAAUUAUAGGUAAUCUUUCAUAAAAAUCUGUAUAAAAAAUAAAUACAUAUUAUUCAAGCUUUAUUUAACUAGGCAAGUCAGUUAAUAACAAAUUCUUAUUUACAAUGAUAGCCUACUGGAAACAAUGGACAUUUACUUUAAAUCAAUGACCUUUCAUUUUGCGGUUCCCUCUCACUCAUGACCAUCACACGUACAGUACAUGCCGGAAUUGAGAAGCAGUGCUUUUGAUAAACUCAUGCCUAUUCCCCUUUGGUUUACUUUUUUUUUUUAAAGACAUCGUAACAACGUACAUGUUUUAAUACACAAAAUAUUUGUUUUGCAAAUCAGACUUUGUCUUGGUUUUGGGAUCAGGGCAAAAGGUAUGAAGUAAGUACAAGACUGGAUCAGAUACGAGUCUCGUCUGAGCACAGUAACACCGUGUCUAGUCAAUUCUGCAAGAAUUGUAUUGUUUUGUAUUCAGUAGUUAGGUUUCCAUCCAAUUGGCAACAGAUUUUCAUGCGAAUAUUCAAAAAUCUGCAUAAAGAAAAUGCAUUUUCUCACCAGUGGUGUUUUUCCACCAAGAUGACUUGUUGAGGAUAAAAAUCUGUGCGCGAUGACGUAGUGCACAUAAUGUACUUUUUCGCUUCAGUUUUCAUGUACCAAAUAAACAUCUGUUGUUCAAUGUGUUUCCAUCGCAUUUUGUCACAAACUGUUGCGUUAAAAUAGCAAAUGAGCCCACUUUGGUCUUGGCAAGUAGUAGGCCCUGUAGGUAGUUUAGUCUACAUGAUGAGAUUAUUUUGGGUAAGAGCAAGAAUGUCUUUAUUUGUCAAAUGGCAGUCGAGCAUCGAUCAUCAUGUCACUAGAAUAAGACCCUCGACAUCUAUUGGAAAGGAGCGUCAAGCUCAUAACGUGCACUUUCACGACCCUGUGAAGUUCACCAUCAUUUAUUUCAUCUGUAGCCUAAUAAACUGCAUGUCGUAAUGGAAGGACCACACACCAUUGCAUUGUUUGACUCCCAAGUUUACUUCAUUGUGACUGUUAUUAUAUCCAUAUUUGUGCGUAUAGGCGUUUCCACUGCCACUUCUCACAUAAUUAAUCUUAACGACAAAUGUCGAACCAACAAUUAUCUCUCGGGAUUUAUAAAAUUGUACCGAAACUUCCUGUUUCCAUCACAGCUGUCGUGAUAUCAUUUUUAUACAGUAUGACUUUACUUGCAUAAAAACUGUGGAUGGAAACGUUGUUUAUGGACCUCUACAGGAUCGUCCCCCCCAACAUUAGCUAACGUAGGCUAAUGUGAUUAGCAUGAGGUUGUAAGUAACAAGAACAUUUCCAAGGACAUAGACAUAUCUGAUAAGGGCAGAAACCUUAAAUACUUGUUAAUCUAACUGCACUGUCCAAUUUACAGUAGCUAUUACAGUGAAAGAAUACUAUGCUAUUGUUUGAGGAAAGUGCACAGUUAUGAAAUUGAACAUGUAUUAAUAAACUAAUUAGGCACAUUUGGGCAGUCUUGAUACAACAUUUUGACCAGAAAUGCAAUGAUUCAUUGAUUGUCUAAAACUUUGCACAUAGACUGCUUCCAUCUAGUGGCCAAAAUCUAAAUAGUGCCUAGAUUCCUAAGUCAUAUAUUGGGCUUUCUCUUGCAUUUCAAAGAUGACAACUUUUCUUUUUUUAAACGCAUGUUUUUUUCUUUGUAUUAUCUUUUACCGGAUCUAUUGUGUUAUAUUCUCCUAAAUUAGUUUCACAUUUCCACAAACUACAAAGUGUUUCGUUUCAAAUGGUAUCAAGAAUAUGCAUACACUUGCUUCAGGUCCUGAGCUACCAGUAGUCAGAUUUUGGUAUGUGAUUUUAAGCCAAUAUUUUUUUUAAAAAGGGUCCGAUCCUUAAAAAUUGAUUAACUGGCCAUUUGAAUGUUAGUCUCAUAACAAGUCAUUUAUGUUGUUUGUACAUUGCAAAUAAAAUGGAAAGCAUGUAUUAUAUUCAUCACUGAUGUUACAAAGGAAAGGUUGAUAUUCCAUUAUAAAAACUGCAAGAUUUUGUAGAAUAAAAGUAUAAAAUAUCCUGUCCAGAAACAGUAUAUAUUUUUUUGUAAAAACUGAAUACGUGUAAAGAUGGUUAGAGUAUCACUAUAUAAAUAUUGUCUCCUCUAAGUCUAAUGUUGAUCACGCAUGAUGCCACGUGACUUAGCCUCUGUCCAAUAAAUAUUUAAUGAACUUAAAAAAAUUCAUAAAUGCAUAUCACCUAAACAAGUUUGUCCAAUUAUAGAACCGAUACGUGUUCUUAGCAGCUAUUAUCAUAACGCGUUUUCAAAACAUUUUUGUACAUUUUUUCAAGUCAGCCAUUUUCAUUUGUCAUUUGGUUUUAAAAUCUUUUGCCUUUUUCUUAAAAAUACCUGGUAAAUCCUUGGAAGGUGGUUGGGUAAAGCAAAGAGAAUAUCAAAUGUUCUGUAAUGAAUGUGUUUACAAAGCGUUCAACAUGACCUUAAUUUCCCGUAUGUUGCUCUAAAAUGAUUAUGAAGACAUUCCAUCUGGGGAGCCAAGAAGGCCACAUACUGCUCCUCAUUGAAGUCAGCUGUUUGUAACACGUUUUACUUGAAUUGUGACUGAACCAAGUGUAACACACCAGGAUUUUAGACAGAUACCCCAAACACACGAUGCCUUUAUCCACUUCAGAAUCCUAGGGUUUUGGGGUUAAGCAAUCUUCUCACUUCUCUGUGUAAAAUUCUGAAUGGAACUUUGAAUUAGAUUUUGUAUUGUUAUAAUUGCUUGCUCUGCCCAAUUAUUAGAGUGUUGGUCAAAGCCUUAAGAGUUGUAUUUGAUGACACAGCAAAAACUCAAACACAUUUUAGGCUCAAGUAUAGGCCUACUCACAUAAUCAUAGGCACAACCCUUUGAAUAAUUCUUACAGUGAUACUCCAUUUCUCCUAAAUGUACAGGUUAUAUGCAGUACCCAGCCAAAUUUUAAGGAAGCAUAUGUAUACUCAAGACCAUGUAUUUGGACAGUGAAGCUAAAUACUCCUUUUGGAUUUGAGAUCAAAUGUUUCAUAUAAGGUGACAGUACAGAAAUUAUUAUUUUAUUCGGGGGCAUAUUCAUAAGUACAUGUAUCACCAUUUGGAAAUGAAAUAAUCGGAUGUAUCUAGUCCCCCAUAUGUGUUUGUUUUUCAUACGUGUUUGGACAAAUUCACUUUUAGUGUAUUAAAGUUGUCAAAAGUU